AUGGGUUGGUUGAGCUAUUUAGUGCUCAGUGUUGUCACAUGCAGCACGGUGAGCGCACAGGGAGAGUAUUGCCACGGCUGGGUGGACGCUGCAGGCAACUAUCAAGCGGGUUUUCAGUGCCCAGAGGAUUUUGACACAGUUGAUGCAACCAUCUGCUGCGGAUCCUGCAUCCUGCGCUAUUGCUGCGCAGCCUCGGACGCCCGUCUGGAACAAGGAAGCUGCACAAACGACCGCGAGCUACAGAACACUGGAGUCACAGCUCAACCUGUCUAUGUGCCAUUCCUCAUCGUUGGAUCCAUCUUCAUUGCCUUUAUUAUUGUUGGCUCUUUGGUGGCAGUCUACUGUUGUACUUGCCUUAGGCCCAAGCAGACAUCUCAGCAGUCUAUGAGGUUCACUUUGAGGAGUUACCCACCAGAAACUCUCCCUAUGAUUCUGACAAGUAACAGCCUACGGACUCCCUCCAGACAAUCUAGCACAGCCACCAGUUCCACCUCCACUGGGGGCUCUGUGUGCAGAUUGUCCUCAUCAAGAGCAGAUCCUGGAUGUGUGGUUCCAUCUCCACCACCACCCUACUCUUCUGCUCAUUCCAUCCAUCUUAAUCCAUCAUCUACAUUUCUAGUGUCCACUCAAUACUUUUCAUACCCUUUACAAUCGGAAGCAAUUUCAAACAAGAGCUGUCCAGAUUUUCGACAGAACUAA
Molecule: messenger RNA, 699 nt
Organism: Bombina bombina (fire-bellied toad)
Lineage: Eukaryota; Metazoa; Chordata; Amphibia; Anura; Bombinatoridae
Gene: SHISA3
Product: shisa family member 3
Exons: 2
Coding region: 1-699 (232 amino acids)
Source: RefSeq, a predicted model, not a curated record